Molecule: messenger RNA, 294 nt
Organism: Grosmannia clavigera kw1407
Lineage: Eukaryota; Fungi; Ascomycota; Sordariomycetes; Ophiostomatales; Ophiostomataceae
Exons: 4
Coding region: 1-294 (97 amino acids)
Source: RefSeq, a predicted model, not a curated record
AUGGGGAAAGCCACUGAGGUGGACAUCAAGUCACUGAAGCUGGCCGAAGUACUGCUGGGGAUGUUUGGUGGCAUCGAGGACAUCUGGCUGACCAAAGCCCACAGAGACUCGGCCAGCGGCUCCAGGAUCCAAGAGGUCAAGGCCACGCCCGACAAGGACUUUAUUGAAAUUUCACUGCUCGCACACGGCAUCAUCAAGUGUGGCCUCCUUCAAGCCCUCAUCCAGACCUGGGACGAGGUCUUCAUGAGCCACAGGCGCUGCAAUUCAGCGGGCGCAAAUACCACGAGACUUUAA